Messenger RNA from Pteronotus mesoamericanus, 2993 nucleotides. It is a transcript of the gene KLHL26, whose product is annotated as kelch like family member 26. The transcript has 3 exons. Gene Ontology annotation, molecular function: protein binding. The coding region runs from base 1 to 1836 and encodes 611 amino acids. The record is from RefSeq and is a predicted model, not a curated record. Lineage: Eukaryota; Metazoa; Chordata; Mammalia; Chiroptera; Mormoopidae.
AUGGCGGAGUCCGGCGGCGGCGGCGGUGGUGUUGGCUUCGGCGCGGGGCCCGGCCUGGAACGCCCGAGCAGCAUGGCCGAUAAGAACGGAGCCCUCAAGUGCACCUUCUCAGCGCCCGGCCAUAGCACCAGCCUCCUACAGGGCCUGGCCACACUUCGCUCACAGGGCCAGCUCCUGGACGUCGUGCUCACAGUCAACAGAGAGACCUUCCAUGCGCACAAGGUGGUCCUGGCUGCCUGCAGUGACUACUUCAGGGCCAUGUUCACAGGUGGCAUGAGGGAGGCAAGCCAGGACAUCAUUGAGCUGAAGGGCUUGUCAGCACGCGGCCUGCGACACAUCAUUGACUUUGCCUACAGCGCCGAGGUGACACUGGACCUGGACUGUGUGCAGGACGUGCUGGGUGCGGCUGUGUUCCUGCAGAUGCUGCCAGUGGUGGAGCUGUGCGAGGAGUUCCUCAAGGCCGCCAUGAGUGUGGAGACCUGCCUGCAUAUCGGCCACAUGGCCACCACCUUCAGCCUGGCCUCACUCAAAGAGUCUGUGGAUGCCUUCACCUUCCAGCACUUCCUGCAGAUUGCUGCCGAGGAGGACUUCCUGCAGCUGCCGCUGGAGCGCCUUGUCUUCUUCCUGCAGAGCAACCGGCUACAGAACUGCGCUGAGAUUGACUUGUUCCGUGCUGCUGUCCGCUGGCUGCAGCAUGAUCCUGCCCGGCGGCCGCGCGCCAGCCACGUGCUCUGCCAUAUCCGUUUCCCACUCAUGCACUCGUCUGACCUGGUGGACAGUGUGCAGACACUGGACCUCAUGGUGGAGGACGUGCUGUGCCGUCAGUACCUGCUAGAGGCCUUCAACUACCAGGUGCUGCCCUUCCGGCAGCACGAGAUGCAGUCCCCACGCACAGUUGUGCGCUCUGACGUGCCCUCCCUGGUGGCCUUUGGUGGCACACCCUACACUGACAGCGACCACGCUGUCAGCAGCAAAGUAUACCAGCUGCCUGAGCCAGGAGCCCGCCACUUCUGCGAGCUUACAGAGAUGGAGGUGGGCUGCAGCCACACAUGCGUGGCUGUGCUGGACAACUUUGUGUACGUGGCUGGUGGUCAGCACCUGCAGUACCGCAGUGGUGAGGGUGCAGUGGAUACCUGCUACCGCUAUGACCCGCACCUGAACCAGUGGUUGCGUCUGCAGGCUAUGCAGGAGAGCCGCAUCCAGUUCCAGCUGAAUGCGCUGUGCGGCAUGGUCUAUGCCACGGGUGGUCGCAACCGAGCAGGCAGCCUGGCCUCAGUUGAAAGAUACUGCCCGAGGCGCAACGAGUGGGGCUAUGCCUGCUCACUGAAGCGCCGCACCUGGGGCCAUGCAGGUGCCUCAGCUGGGGGCCGCCUUUAUAUCUCAGGUGGUUAUGGCAUCUCGGUAGAGGACAAGAAGGCACUGCACUGCUAUGAUCCUGCGGCCGACCAGUGGGAGUUCAAGGCACCCAUGAGUGAGCCCCGAGUGCUGCACGCUAUGGUGGGUGCUGGUGGCCGCAUCUAUGCCCUGGGUGGCCGCAUGGACCAUGUGGACCGCUGCUUUGAUGUGCUGGCUGUGGAGUACUAUGUGCCCGAGACAGACCAGUGGACCAGCGUGAGCCCCAUGAGGGCUGGCCAGUCAGAGGCUGGUUGCUGCCUGUUGGACAGGAAAAUCUACGUCGUUGGGGGCUAUAAUUGGCGCCUCAACAAUGUGACUGGCAUUGUGCAGGUGUACAACACUGAGACGGACGAGUGGGAGCGUGACCUGCACUUCCCUGAGUCCUUUGCAGGCAUUGCCUGCGCCUCGGUUUUGCUGCCCCGCGCAGGGAGCAGGAGGUAGCUCUCAGGAUCCCCACUCCUGCCAUGACCUGGCUGCAUGCUGUUCUUGCCAGAGGCUUGGUGAGCACAUGUUCUAUGGAGAACCUCAUGCCCCCACCCCCAAGUACCCCCUACUCCCACCCUGGGCUGGUCUUAUAGGCCCUCCAUGUUGAUAAACCUCCUUCCUAGGGUCCUUCCUUCCUGAAGCAGAUCUCGGCUCUGCGCCUGCCAAGGGAGCCUGCCAGUGAGGAGGCCUACGUGUUAGGGCGGAAAACUUGAGCCUGAGGCAAUUUUCUCGUCUGCACAGGGUCCUCACUCACGAGCGGGAAUCAGGAAUCAGGAGUGUUGCUGUGCCCUGCUUCUCUCCCAGCCCUCAGCCUGGCAGUCUCAUACGUUCAGAUGAGGGCUCAUUAGUGUCAUUCUAAAUUUGUGGUAUGCCACUCUCCCCCUCCUAAUUUUCUUGCACUUGUGUGUUUUAAAAUACUGCACACCACAUCUCUGUCAUUUGGACCCCUUGGAACAGGAGGGGUUUGGAAGCACCCAGCUUGGAGUGAUGACCAAGGGUAGUUCUGUCUCCCCAGUAAGCCCAGGCUGUUGAGUGGGAGGGAGGCCAUGGAGGAGGUUCAGCAAUUGCCCUUACUCCUGUCCUUGGUCCAAGAACCUCAGGGUUUUUGCUCAUCCCACAGAUGGUUCUUACGGGUUCAGGCCUUCCACUGGGUACUGGACCAUGUGGAGGGCCCUGAAGAGAAUUGGGCUAAUGUCCCUGUCCCAUGGAUGGAGGAGGACGCUGCUUUAGAACUCAGUGCAUCUGCAUUCCACAGGUGUGUUCAAGGAUUUUUAUUUCGACCACUCUACAGCCCUGUACUCCCCUUGGUCCUGUGUUCAGGUCAAAGUGCCACCUGGCCCAAGGCUACCAGUGCAGGAAGUCAGACAGAUGGGAACCUUUCUUUUCAAGGGCUUCAUAGCAUUUCUGGCCACAUUUGUUGUAGUCUCCAAACCUUUUUUUUUUGUCGUUCCAUUUUGCCUUUUUUUUUUUUUUAAGAGGCCACCACCGCUGUCUUAUAAAUGGGAUUUGUACCCUUGGGGCAACUUAAAGUGUCUCUGUGCUGCUAACAGACGAUUGAUGUCAUGUCUCUGUGACCCACUCGCUGUGUAAAGAAUUAACCUCAUACCUUAGCA